Messenger RNA from Raphanus sativus (radish), 1474 nucleotides. RefSeq lists its product as uncharacterized. Lineage: Eukaryota; Viridiplantae; Streptophyta; Magnoliopsida; Brassicales; Brassicaceae. The coding region runs from base 1 to 1377 and encodes 458 amino acids. The transcript is spliced from 3 exons. The record is from RefSeq and is a predicted model, not a curated record.
AUGUGUGGGCAACAUUUUGAGGAAGGCUCUAUUGUUGACUUAACGCCGGCUGGGUCUGUGCCGUGGAAAUCGCCGAUGUUUUUGAAUCGCGCAUCAACGGGAAUCACUAUAACACCUUUUACAGUCAUAACAAUUGCUACUAGAGCUGGACACAAGCCGGAUUGCUUCUUUUGUGAAACCCAAAUACAUAGUGAAAGGGCUUACUUUUGUCCUACCUAUAUAGUACAUAUUCAUGUGGUUUGUGCGUUGAAACCAAUACCCAUUAUUAUAGACCACUUUAAAAGGCAUUCCCACCCACUCACCUUUUUCCCCAAACAAGCUUCUUUAGCCUGCAAUAUUUGUGGUGUGAUAAAAAAAAGUAUUCCCACUUAUAUCAUCGCUCGAUGUGUUUUCGUUGUCCAUCAAGACUGUAUUUAUUUUCCCUAUGUCAUAAGAAUAUGUCGUCACCACCACCGUAUCUCUUUCACCUAUUCUCCUCUUCCAUCCAGAAACUUAUCUUGCGGAGUCUGUCGUCAUAAGGUUGACAACUGUUGUGGUGCCUGUUCCUGCAACAAGUGUGAUGAAGGUUAUUUUGUUCAUUCAAGAUGCGCUUUGCGGAAAGAUCUGUGGGAUGGGGAAGAACUCGAAGGAAAACCCGAAGAAAUUGAGAUAGUUCAUGAUCCAUUCGAGACGAUAGCCGACGGAAUAAUACUUCACUUUUCUCAUAGACAUCACCUAAAACUCGAGAUAAGCAGAGUUUAUGAUGAAGACAAGUAUUGUCAAGGGUGCGUUCUUCCUAUUUUCGAAGGUAAUUACUAUUCAUGUGUGGAUGAUCACUGUGACUUUAUCCUACAUGAAAGAUGUGUCAAUGCACCCCGCAAGAUACGUCAUCCUUUGCAUGCUCGCCCACUUACGCUUAAGGUUGUCACUAAUGAAUUUUAUGACAACCGAGGUUUCUUCUAUUGUAGUGCUUGUCAACGUGUUAGUAAUGGAUUCAUAUACGAGGACUCCAGUGAAGAAAAAUUUUUCUGGCUAGACUUACAGUGUGCCUUGAUUUCUGAACCGUUUGAAUAUGAAGGCCAUGAUCAUCCUUUAUUCCUAGCUCUAACCCCAGACGAAGAAAGGGGGGCAACACGUCAAAUCUGCCAUGAUUACAGUUGUGGAAAAAGUCGAAAGCUAAACUGCAUCGAAUGUGAUUUUAUUAUAUGCUUUGAGUGUGCUACUUUACCCUACAAGGCAAAGUAUAAGCAUGACAACCAUUCCCAUCAGCCAGAUUGGUGUGAAGCUUGCGAAAAAAAAAUAGUACAUCCAAAAGAAGGUGGGUUAUAUGCAUGCGAUGAAUACUGCUGCACUACUCCGGUGCCGGUCCAUAUUUGUUUGUCGCCUAAAGCGCACUAAUAAUGUUCUUAGUUACAAUUUUUUUUUUUGUAUUUUGAUGAUUAUGUAAAUAAAACAAUGUGAUAUAUUUGUUUUAAUAAAAAAAAAAAUUUCUUUA